Messenger RNA from Phodopus roborovskii (desert hamster), 1392 nucleotides. Its product is annotated as PRAME family member 12-like. The coding region runs from base 1 to 1389 and encodes 462 amino acids. NCBI's taxonomy places the organism in Eukaryota, Metazoa, Chordata, Mammalia, Rodentia, Cricetidae. The record is from RefSeq and is a predicted model, not a curated record. Gene Ontology annotation, cellular component: cytoplasm. The transcript has 3 exons. Gene Ontology annotation, biological process: negative regulation of DNA-templated transcription; positive regulation of cell population proliferation; negative regulation of cell differentiation.
AUGAGCAUCCGGACCCCACCCACACUGGAGAAGCUGGCAAGGAAUGUGCUGCUGAGAGAUGAGGCCUUGGCCAUCUCUGCUCUGGAAGACCUGCCCAAGAUGCUCUUCCUACCACUGUUCCAGGAGGCCUUCAUUUGCAGACUCCCUAACAUUGUGAGGGUAAUGGUGGCAGCCUGGCCUUUACCCUACAUCCCUGUGGGGACCUUGAUGACCUCCGGCAACCUGGAGUUUUCUCAGGCUGUGGUGGAAGGACUGAGGGACCUGCUGAGACAGCAGGAUCACUCCAUGAGGGGGAAUCUUCGAAUACUGGAUUUUCGGAGGGUGCACCGUGACAUCUGGACCAUAGAGGCUGGGACAGAAGAUGGGGACUGCUCAGCUGAGACUGUGAGUGAGAAGCAAGCAGUGAAGCCCCCUCCCAGAUACGAGCAGAGGCAGCAUCUGAAGGUGAUAACUGACCUCUACUCCAGGUUCACACAGGAGGAAGAAGAAACAGAUUUCUUGCCUGGGGCUCAGCAUAGAAAAGACUCCCUACAGCUGUGCUGUGUGAACAUGAAGAUUGUGUUAUUGUCUGAUGAUCAUGUCAGUAUGUUCCGGAAAAUUAUCGGGCUGUGGAAUAUUGAGGUGUUAGAAUUCACCAUAGAUUGGAGUUGGAGUUCUCUGUUACGAUUUUAUCCCUACUUCGCGCAUAUGAGAAAUCUUCACACACUUUCUCUGGUCUGGAUCAACAAGAACACAUUUGAGCAUGCCUAUACAUCAGACUACAAGUGGUUUGUUCGCACUUUCAUAUCUGAGCUCUCCGAACUAACCCUUUGGUCUCUGCCUAGGAACCUGAAGAAUCGCCUGGAAACCUUCUCUGUCACUCACUGCCAGCUGUUUCGGUCAGACUUGUAUCAUUUGUCCCAGUGUCGGCGUCUCUGUCAACUAAAACAUCUGGACAUGAGUGGAGUCCUACUGUCCAAUUUCUGUCUGAUGCCUCUCAGGGUUCUCCUGCAGAAAGUGGCAGACUCCCUUGAGACUCUGGAAUUGGAGGGGUGUGGGAUAAAGGACUCUCAGCUCAGUGUCCUCCUCCCUGCCCUCAGCCAAUUCCCCAAGCUCACAAAGGUCAAUUUCUAUACCAAUGACUUCUACAUGAAUGUCUUGAGUGGCCUUCUCCACCACACAGCCAACUUGAGCAACAUGGCCAUGGAGCAGUACCCUGCCCCUCAGGAGUGCUAUGAGCUGGGUCUGGUCUCCAUAGAGAGAUUUGAACAAUUUUGCCCUGUGCUCAUGGAUACCCUCAAGGCCAUAAGGCAGCCCAAGAGCAUCUCCUUUGCUACAGAUGUCUGCAGUAGAUGUUCUAAGCGCUGUGUGUAUGAGCAGGAGACCAGGCUUUGUUCUUGCUUGCAGUAAAUA